Messenger RNA from Lolium rigidum, 594 nucleotides. RefSeq lists its product as uncharacterized. The coding region runs from base 1 to 594 and encodes 197 amino acids. Lineage: Eukaryota; Viridiplantae; Streptophyta; Magnoliopsida; Poales; Poaceae. The transcript has a single exon. The record is from RefSeq and is a predicted model, not a curated record. Gene Ontology annotation, molecular function: enzyme inhibitor activity.
AUGGCUCCCUCAACCUCCUGUGUCAGGCUGAUGAGGGUAGUCGUUGUCCUCUUGCUACUCUUCCCCGUGCUCCUGGCGAACGAGGCGCCUCCGUUUUCGGUGAAAGCUCAAUUGAUACUGGCCGCGUGCAGGAGCGUCGGCGAAGGGAGCACGUACUUCGACGUCCAGUUCUGCGAAGGGGCCAUAGGCUCCGUUGUCGGCGGCAGCGCUGACCUCGACUACCAGGUCUUCAGCGGUAUCGCCGUGCGCCUCCUCGCAGAGAACGCCACCAGCACGAAGGCCAAGAUCGACCGCCUGCUCCGGGGCGGCGGCGGCGUGAAGCUCAAGGCAGAAGACGACGUCGCCGUGGCCCGGUGCCUCCAGUCGUGCCAGUCGCUGUAUGGUGGCAUACUAUACGAUUGGCUUGCUUGCACCGCCGCGGUCAAGACAAGGUUGUUUGGCGAGGCGACGAGAAUCCUGGAGAAGGCGGCGGCCGCUGCCAAGGAGUGCGAGGACGGAUUCGGGAAGAACAACGUGGCUUCACCGUUGUCGGCGGAGGACGAUGAUGCGUUCAAGCUCGCAAAGCUCGGCGUCGCUUUUCUCCGAUUAGCUUGA